Molecule: messenger RNA, 363 nt
Organism: Zasmidium cellare ATCC 36951
Lineage: Eukaryota; Fungi; Ascomycota; Dothideomycetes; Mycosphaerellales; Mycosphaerellaceae
Exons: 1
Coding region: 1-363 (120 amino acids)
Source: RefSeq, a predicted model, not a curated record
AUGCAUCCAACUCUGGCAAUUGCUGUCCUCGGGCUGUCCGCAGCUGUGAGCGCAACCAGGGCAACGAGUGCAUCAUGCGUCUUCAACGGCGAACUCACCACCAAACAAAGUGACGGCGGGGACUUUACAGUCGACUUCUUCGGCGUCACCCCGGACGAGCCAGACUAUCAGAACUGCGAGCUUGGCUUCCUUGACAACCUCCGAGGGCAAUGCCUAGGCAUUGUGGAUCAAUGGGCCUGCGAUAAUGUGAACGGCGUUUUGAAGACCAGUGGCAAUGUUCCAGCCGGUUGGAGGGGCUGCGUGGAGAAUGCUAUCUACCUGUCGCAGAAUGGGUUGGAAGGCGUCACAUGCGCGAAGCCAUGA